This is a messenger RNA of Amphimedon queenslandica, 2331 nucleotides long. Its product is annotated as sodium/hydrogen exchanger 8-like. The record is from RefSeq and is a predicted model, not a curated record. NCBI's taxonomy places the organism in Eukaryota, Metazoa, Porifera, Demospongiae, Haplosclerida, Niphatidae. Gene Ontology annotation, cellular component: plasma membrane. Bases 46 to 2265 code for a protein of 739 amino acids. The transcript is spliced from 16 exons. Gene Ontology annotation, biological process: regulation of intracellular pH; sodium ion import across plasma membrane; potassium ion transmembrane transport. Gene Ontology annotation, molecular function: sodium:proton antiporter activity; potassium:proton antiporter activity.
UUAGAUCACUGUCCUAAUAACCCCGCCCAUUAAUAAACAGUUAAAAUGGUUCCUGUACUAUCAUCAGUCAGUAAUGGUCCUUUGGUCUAUUUCUUCUUGUUCUCUCUUUAUCUGAUAUCAACCAGUAACUGUCAAUAUACGGAUUAUACAAAUGGUUAUAUUCCAUCAGUUCCUCCAUUAUCAGAUGAUGAUAUUAACUAUCCAACAGUUUCAACAAUAUCUUCUUCAAUGCCCCGCCCCCUCUCCUCAUCCCCCUCCUCCUCCCUCUCUCCUUAUAUCCCUCCUCCUCCCUCUUCCAUCAUCAACACACGGGGGGAUCUCCCCUCUGUUACUAUCACAACCAGUAGCGUCCCCCUCUCCCCUCCUAUUACCAGUACUAACUCUUCAACCAGUAGCAGUGGGUCCAGUGAUUCUCCUCCAUUAUCUUAUGUAUCAACUUCUUCAACUCAUUCACUAUCUUCUACUGCCCCGCCCACACUAAUUACCACCAGUAGUUAUUCAUCAGUUAACGCUACUGCUAGUAAGCUCCACCCAUCAAGUUCCAUGCCCACUUCCUCAUCAAGUGCCAUGCCCACUCUCCCUCCUCCCACUACUGGUACUACAGAGGGGGUACCUCCCACGGGACCACCAGAAGAGGAGGAGUCACUCACUAGUAUAUCAAUAUUUUUUAUAUUGGUCCUAUUAGGUUUGUCGGUGGUGAUGGUUCAUUUAUUAAUUAAAAUGGAGUUCCACUAUCUUCCAGAGAGUAUAGCCUUUGUCAUACUGGGGUUCCUUGUUGGUGGUGGUAUGUUUAUCUUUACUUAUUUCAUUGGUGGCCAUGACUACAGAGGUCAUGAAACACUCCACCCUCAGUUCUUCUUUCUUGUUCUUCUCCCUCCAAUAAUAUUUGAAUCAGGAUACUCACUACAUAAGGGUAAUUUCUUUCAGAAUUUAGGGUCCAUCGUUAUAUUUGCAGUACUGGGUACUGCCAUUAGUGCAGUGAUAGUGGGAGGGGGCCUGUAUCUAUUGGGAGUGAUGGGUGUCAUAUAUAAACUGGACCUCAUCCAAAGUUUCACUUUUGGUUCGUUGAUAUCAGCAGUUGAUCCAGUAGCUACACUGGCCAUAUUCCAUGCCCUUCAUGUAGACCCAACACUUAACAUGUUAGUCUUUGGAGAAUCAGUUCUUAAUGAUGCUGUCUCUAUUGUUCUUACUAAAACUAUAUUGAAUCAGUUACCUAAAGAUGAUCCAGUGGGCGGGGCUGAUGAUGUCACUGCCGCUAAGAUACUGGGUAACUCCUCCUGGGAAUUCUGUGUCAUGUCCUUUGGGUCGGCACUACUGGGCGUGGUCUUUGCUUUAUUCAGUGCACUGUUCUUAAAGUUGGUUAAUCUGAGGCGUCACCAGUCCCUUGAGUUCUGCAUGUGGGUUAUAUUUGCUUUUGCUCCUUAUUUCCUAGCGGAGGGACUCCACCUCUCCGGGAUAAUGGCUAUACUCUUCUGUGGUAUAGUAAUGUCUCAUUACACUCAUCACAACCUCUCUGCUGUCACUCAAAUCACUGUACAGCAAGCACUGAGGACUGUCUCCUUCAUGGCAGAGACUGGUGUGUUCCUGUACCUAGGACUAGCAGUAUUCACUAUUAAUAAAUACUUUGACCUGGCCCUCAUAAUAUGGAGUGUGGUACUGAUACUGGCAGGAAGAGCUGCUAAUAUAUUCCCAUUGACUGCUCUGGUCAACUGCUGCAGGUCUAUUAAGAUCAGCAUCAGGAUGCAGUGUAUCAUGUGGUACUCAGGUCUAAGAGGUGCAGUGGCAUUUGCACUAGCUGAGAACUUAAAAGAUUAUUUCAACAAAGAAGUGACAGGGUACAUAGUAACCACGACACUAGUGAUUGUACUGUUCACUAUUGUAAUACUGGGGGGAUCAACACUCCCGCUACUUAAGUUUUUAAAGGCAGAUGAAGGAGCUAAACUAACAUUAAGUAAAACAGAGGAACAGGAUACAGCUAUUAGUAUGUCCUCUCCAGUCAAUGAGAGGUUCAUGAUGUCUCCUCGUGUGUACAAUCGACUGAGGAACUGCUCACAAUGGUUCAUGUUUAUUGACUACAGGUAUAUUAGACCAUUUUUCAUCAGACGCUUCACAAAAGAGGAGGUGAAGGCCUCCCAGUUUGACAUGCAGCAGAAGACAGUUGAGUGGUACCAAGGACUGAGGAAUGACUCACUCUCUGAUCAUGAUGAGAUUCAUGAGACCACUGCUGGAGAAGAGGAGAGUACUGUAUCUACACUGCUAUCAUAAUAACUACUGCACUACCUCCUCAUUACAUGUAUCAGUAUCAGUAUUAUUAUUAUUAUUAUUAUUAUU